AUGUCCUGCAUCACAUUGGCAAAUAUGCGGAAAGGUGUUUUGCUGCACAAAUUGAUUUUGCUCGAGCUCGUCCUCGGGUAUUGGCAAGGCUUCUUUAUCCUGUUCAACCCACCUGUGUACGCCUGGUGGCUCUCUGUAGCCGCCAUUCCGCUCAAUAUCUCCUGGUGGUUGCAUAAUGUCAUCGCCUGGAUGAAGUUAAAGCCUUUCCUCAACAAGACAGUCAGUCGGCUUUUUAUCGGAACCGUAAUCUUGGUGAUACCGUAUUGGAUCGUCGAGAUAUAUGCCAACUUCACCUACUUUCACAACGUCAACAAGGUCUUCUUGAAGACACGACCAUGGGAAGCGCUGUGCCGAGAUCCUUGGUGGAUAUUGGCAGCCUGCCUCCUGAUAUACAACAUCAAGACCAAGUACGACUUGACACUGACGCAAAUUGUUCGCAUCUCUCCUCGUUUUGCCGUCAUGCUUGGUGCCAUGGUGCUCAGUAUAUGCUUUAUUAUCCUGGACGUCCUGUCGGUUACCUCGGCCCUCAAGUCUGUGUUACCGGUGGGCAUCAACCCAUUCUGGAAGCUGUCCUUUGUCUUCAAGUGCUUGACCGACUCGGUUGUCUUGGACGAUUUCAAAACAGCUCUAGAUCGAUUGAGGGCAUUCAAAAUGAGCCGGCUUGGCAGCUUCGCUAUGGAUGCGGCAGACUAUCGUAACAAAAAGCACACGGAGGACGUGAAUACCGCCAACAAUUGGAGCACUCCGCCUCCUCCACCAACCGGGGAUAAAGCCCAACCGAUCGCCCCUCUACCAAUAUUACCUAGCCCUGAUAGCGACUAUAUCAAGCCUCGCUGGGAGGAGCUGAAACAUGGGCGCUCUGCCCAUUUGGAAAACCGAGACUCGACAGAGAUUGCUCGAAACGGCUCGAGAGAUCGCGACCCAGAGGAGAAUCCCUUUGACGCGAUAGACUAUGCCGAUCCUCAACGAGAGUCCAGUGACACUCAAAUGCUCAAGGCGAAUUCCAGUUGGCUGCAACGGCGGUCCUCUGAAGAAACCUCUGACGCCGAUAUAGAAUAUGCCAUGGCGGUCCGGUCGAUGACCAAUGAUUCCAUGGAACAACAACGCAAUCGAAGCAAAUCAAUAGGUAUUGCCAAGUGA
This is a messenger RNA of Fonsecaea nubica, 1140 nucleotides long. RefSeq lists its product as hypothetical. NCBI's taxonomy places the organism in Eukaryota, Fungi, Ascomycota, Eurotiomycetes, Chaetothyriales, Herpotrichiellaceae. Bases 1 to 1140 code for a protein of 379 amino acids. The transcript is spliced from 2 exons. The record is from RefSeq and is a predicted model, not a curated record.